Messenger RNA from Procambarus clarkii (red swamp crayfish), 2646 nucleotides. The record is from RefSeq and is a predicted model, not a curated record. NCBI's taxonomy places the organism in Eukaryota, Metazoa, Arthropoda, Malacostraca, Decapoda, Cambaridae.
GUGGUGAGAGGGUGUCGGCGGGAUGUGAAAGCCAGGCCUGGGAGUCCACCGCGCUCUGCCACCUACCGCCAGGAUGGGCUCUGGAUGGGCUGUGGUGGUGACGGUGGUGGGGUGUGCCAGCAUCACAGGGCUGCUGGCACUUCUGGCCCGAUACCUGGGCAUCUGGACCUGGGCACUCGCUUACCUCAGGGCUGCCAGGGAGGAGAAGGUACAGCUUUGUCGAUCCCAGCGAACCUCCAGCACACGCAGCUACCUGCUGGACAACGACCUCGACUGGAUUGGGUUGUGGCCCCGCACAGGGUCGUACAAGCGCUUCACCAACCUCGACGACCCGACCAGUGUCCCCGGCGACGACCCGGCCCGCGCUGAGGCCGUCGACCAGCCCGACCUGCCCCCCCAGCCUCUACGACCAGCACCCGCCCCGCCGCCCAGGAUGGGAGGAUGGACGGAGAGCGGGGAGGGGUCGCCGUCCCCUGCCAGCAGUAUAGGGAUGGGGAUAGAGACCCCGCCUGAGCCGUCCAGGCCGGCUCCAGUCCUGGACCGACGGGAUUCAUCUCGCUCGCUAACUGGACGCCUAUCCAGGAGAGACUCCAGCAAGGAGCUAUUGGGAUCAUCACAACAGGGCAGCCCCAAGCGAGCCUCAACCAACCCCUUCAGGGCCUCUUGGGUGCCUCCUGACGAGACAUCAGAGGAAUCAUUCGCUCACAACACCUUUGGCGUCGUCACGGGCUCGUCUCCUGGGGCGCCGCCUGCAGCAACAGGGAGCCACUCAAUGGAAGGUUUCCCUGACCCCAGAGAGAGUAGGGUACAAACUGAGAGGAUGAGCAGCCAGGACUCUCUCGCUCCGGCAACGUUCCCAGGUCCCGGGUCUGCUUGGGACACUUACGCCUCUGCCAGACCCCGCGGAGUCGAAGCUGAGACCUCAAAGAUGGCGUUGAUGAACGGCGAUGAGGAGAGGGUGGCGGCUGGCAGCAGUGUUCUUGGAGAUAUUUUCAGUAACAGAGGAAAGACUGCUUCCAGCGAGGUUGGGAAGGCGUCGUACGAGACUUUCUCCUUCACUGCUCUAAGUAGUGCUGGGAAGACAUCACAGGACAAUUUUUCAACCCUUUCUACCAGUGGCACUGAGAGCAUGCUGCACGACACUUCUUCCUUCCUCGAUGCUUCAAGUGGUGCCGUAAAAGCUUCGUAUGAGACUUUUUCCACUAAUCUCGACAAUCUUGGAAAAACCUCGUACAAUUCAUUUACCGUAGGUAAUUACGACGUUCAGAAAGACAACCUGAACGACAGUGGUGGGACCACGGACGAUGUCUUUGUUGACAUUUCAGAAGAUGAUGACAUUUGCAACCAGAACACCCUAGCCGGUAACGAAAGAGAGACUAAAAUCUUUGAAAACAUAAACAGGACAAACGACAAAGUGCUUGAAGGAGGAAGUUUAAAUUAUGCGGUCAACAGUUUCGAUAAAUCUAUCAUUGAAAUGAACGAUACUGAACUUCGCCACGACGGUAACAUCGCCAUCAGCACGCACAUGCCUCAGGAGGUCGUAUCACGUGAGGAGACCUCCAUGGAAGCCCACGUGACCUCUGACCCGGUUGGGCGGAGCUACGAGGUGCCAGCCACGCCCCCUAACACAGCAACCUACCCGCUGUCCCCCCGCUCCCCCCACAUAGCUUCCCGCCUUGCCGAGGUGGAGGCCAGGAUGAGGCAGCUGGGAGCCCCGACGGAUCGCGACGUGUCGCAGGACUGGUGGCCGUCCGAGGCUCCCUCCUCCAGUGCCGCGAGGGAGGAGGGCCACGAGGGAGGGACGGGAGGGAGGAACCCAUUCGUAGUGCAUGUUGGAAGUGGAGGAGGAGGAGGGAGGGAAGAGCCAGGAGGGCUGAGGAGUGUGGAGGAGGAGGAGGAAGAGGAAGUCUUCCUCCUCCACGACGCGGUUAAGGAGGCUCCUCACAGAACACACACAACCUCGGCCUCCCGCCGGGGUGAGGAGAGUGCGGUGGAGUGCGAGGAGGACGCGAGUGCGAGGCGAGUGCGGGAGUACAUAGCGUCACUGAGUGCUCGCCUGCGGCAGAUCCCAGACCAAGAGGACGUAGUCCGAGGCUCCCCGGACUACAUGGACACGCCGCCCGCCUCUGCCACCUUGCCAGCCACGCCACCCAGGACGGCGUACGACUCGUCGGACACGCCUUCUACCUCGGCCGCGCCCCACGCCCUGUACAGCAGCGGGCGCCCAGCAGCAGCAGCCUCCAGCAGCAGCACGCCGCCCACCUCCGUCACCCUCAGGAACCUCUACAGCAGCAGACGGGCGUCGGCGGACGUGUCGCCAGCGCCGCCCACAGUCUUCACUCUCAGCACCAGUCGCAGACUCUCGCUCGACACACCUCCCAGCUCGGCCGGACUCGUCACCGCCACGCCUCCUAACUCGGCCUCGUCCCAGCUGACGUUCGGAGACACGCCGCCCAGCUCGGCCGGGUUCUCCAACACCCCGCCCAACUCGGCCGGCCUGGCCGGGAGCUUCGAGGCCGGACAGACGCUGAAGAGAGCCAUGUCGUGCGACUCUGUCAGCUCGGACACGUCCGUCACUCUCGGGGAGCUGGAGGACACGUGCGGGCAGGUGACGGGACACCUCACCGUCCAUCUCAUCUACGACAG